This is a messenger RNA of Thyridium curvatum, 3594 nucleotides long. RefSeq lists its product as uncharacterized. Gene Ontology annotation, cellular component: chromosome. The record is from RefSeq and is a predicted model, not a curated record. The transcript is spliced from 4 exons. Lineage: Eukaryota; Fungi; Ascomycota; Sordariomycetes; Thyridiales; Thyridiaceae. The coding region runs from base 1 to 3594 and encodes 1197 amino acids. Gene Ontology annotation, molecular function: cohesin loader activity; protein binding; ATP binding. Gene Ontology annotation, biological process: mitotic sister chromatid cohesion.
AUGUAUAUCAAACAGCUCAUCAUCCAGGGCUUCAAAAGCUACAAGGACCAGACGGUCAUGGAGCCUUUUUCGCCCGGUGUCAAUGUCAUUGUCGGCCGCAAUGGAUCUGGAAAAAGCAACUUCUUCGCCGCGAUCCGGUUCGUCCUCGGUGAUGCCUACACCCAACUCAGUCGUGAGGAACGCCAAAGCCUGCUCCACGAAGGUUCCGGAUCUGCCGUCAUGUCCGCAUAUGUCGAGAUUAUUUUUGACAACAGCGAUGGCCGAUUUACAGACAGAGGCAAGGAGGUCUCCCUUCGACGGACCAUCGGCCUGAAGCGCGACGAAUACUCUGUUGACAAGAAGGUCAUGACCCGUUCCGACAUCAACAGCAUGCUCGACACUGCUGGAUUCUCAUUGAAGAAUUCGUACUACAUCGUGCCGCAGGGCCGAGUCACGGCGUUGACCAAUAUGAAGGAGUCAGAUCGGCUCAAGCUGUUGAAGGAGGUUGCUGGAACAGAGAGCUAUGAAAACCGGAGAGCCGAGUCGCUCAAGAUCAUGGCCGAGACGAACAGCAAGCGAGGCAAGAUUGAUGAGCUUCUUGACUACAUCAAGAGCCGCAUGAGUGAACUUGAGGAGGAGAAGGAAGAGUUGCGCGGUUUCCAAGAAAAAGACAGGGAGCGCCGAUGCUUGGAGUACGCGUACUACAAUCAGCAACAAAUGGCCUUCCAGGAGGCGUUGGCCGAGAUUGAAGACUCUCGGCAAGGGGCUAGCGAUAGCGAGAACCAAAAGCUGUUCAUGGACGGCGAAAAAGCCCUUUCCAAGAUGGAGCAUACACUACAGGAGCUCCAGCAGUCGCUUGAGCUGCUCAGUCUUGAACGACAGCAACUUGAGGACGACCGUCGCGAGACUGCACGCGCCAGAGCCAAGGCCGAAUUGAAGGUCAAGAGUCUUGCGGACAGCCAGUCUGCUCGCGAUCAAGCUCGCCAGCAACAUGAUGCCGAAUUAGCCGCAGUGCGUGCUGAAAUCGCUGACAAGGAAAACCAACUUCGUCAACUUGAGCCCGAGUACCAGGUGCGUAGGGAGAGGGAGCUGAAGAUUAAACAGGCCUUCGACCUGGCCGAGGCUGGCCGGUUACGGCUUUUGAACAAGCAGACUCGCGGGUCUCAGUUUAAGAACAAGGCUCAGCGAGAUGAAUGGCUGGGGAGAGAGAUUGAGGACAUCAACAUGAAUCUCAGUGGGCAAAAGGCCAACCUGAUGUCUGCCGAAGAAGAUGUUACGGAAUUGAGCAAGCUGAUCCAGUCGCUGGAAGCCGAGAUCUCGAUGCUGCGACAGAGCCUCGAAGGCUAUGGCGGAGACCGCGGUGCUCUACGCGACCAGGUCUCUGAAGCGCAGGACCGCCUGGAAAAGCUGCAAGAAGAACGCAAGGUGCUACGCCGAGAGGAUGACAAGCUUGACUCAAUCUCCUCCAAUGCUCGGCAAGAGCGCGACAGAGCGGAGCGCGACAUGUCGCGAAAUGCGAUGGACCACCAGACCGCUCGAGGUCUUGCCACUAUUCGUAGGCUCAAGCAGGAGAGGGACAUCCCUGGAGCCUAUGGCACGCUUGCCGAGCUCAUGGACGUACCCGAGAACUUUCGCGUCCCCGUCGAGCAAGUCGCGGGUGGCAGCCUCUUCCACUACGUUGUCGAUAACGCCGACACUGGAACCAUGUUGGCCAAGGAGCUUAACAAGCUCCAGGGUGGCCGGAUUACCUUCAUGCCCCUUGCUCAACUCCGCACGAGGCACGUGAAUCUACCGCGUGCAAACGAUGCUAUUCCCGUCGUUAGCAAGAUCAACUACGACCCCCUGUACGAGAAGGCAUUCCAGCAUGUCUUUGGCCGGACGAUCAUCUGCCCCAAUCUCAUGAUUGCCAGUCAAUAUGCAAGUCGUCACAACAUCGAUGCUAUUACCCUCGAAGGUGACACGGCAAACAAGCGGGGUGCCAUGACCGGUGGUUACAUCGAUCCCCGCAAGUCAAAGCUGGAAGCAGUCCGCACAGUCAACAAGUGGCGCGAGGAAUACGAACGUCUGCACUCUCAGGCCGAGGACAUAAGGACACAGAUCGGCAUCAAGGACCAGGAAAUCACCCAUGCGAUGGGCGAGGUGCGGAAGCUUGAGCAACAAUUGCGACAGGUCGACGAUGGGUUCGAGCCUCUCAGGGCCGAGCACCGAAACAAGUCGGCACAGCUCGAGCGAGAGCGUGACCGGCUCGACGAAGCGAUUCGUCGCCGGGAUUCGAUCAAUGAUACCAUGGAGCGCUACUCGUCAAUCCUCGGAUCCUUGGAGACUGAGCGAAACAACGACUUCAAGAAGGCUCUGAGUGCUCAGGAGGAAGAGCAGCUACAAAGCUUCAGCAAGCAAGUGCAGGAUCUGCAGAAGCAAUUCAACGACGCCAACGCUCGGCGCAGCGAGAUCGAAGGCCGCAAGAGGGUCAUUGAGGUGGACCUGCGGCAGAACUUGAGAUUGAAGGAAGAUCAGCUCACGAGCCAAGUGUUCGAGACGUCUUCGUCAGCCGGCGGCGACGACAGCUACUCCGAUGCCCAAAAGGAGCUCAAGAAGAUCCAGAAGAGGACUGACAGCAUUUCUCAGAAGCUCCGUAAGGUCGAGGCUGAGAUAGAAAAGCAAAACACGCAGAUCUCGAGCUUGCUGUCGCGCAAGGCCGACAAGGAGCAGGAACAACAGGAGCUGGCGAGAGCUGUUGAGAAGCAGAAGAAGAGGAUGGAGAAGGGCCUGCAGCGAAAGGCUCUCCUCACGCAACAGCUCGCCGAGACAGCCAAGAACAUCCGUGAUCUUGGUGUCCUGCCCGAUGAGGCUUUUGACAAGUACCAAAACAUGGAUGCUGCCAAGAUUUCAAAGAAGCUCAAGACUGUCAACGAGUCUCUGAAGAAGUUCAAGCAUGUCAACAAGAAGGCCUUUGAGCAGUACAACAACUUCACCACGCAGCAGGAGCAGCUGCUGAAGCGCCGGAAGGAGCUUGACUCGUCUCAGUCCUCGAUUGAGGAACUUGUGGCCCAUCUCGACCGUGUCAAGGAUGAGUCCAUUGAGCGCACAUUCAAACAGAUCUCCAAGGAGUUUGCCAGGAUCUUUGAGCGACUGGUCCCCGCGGGCAAGGGCCGACUCGUCAUCCAGCGGAGGCACGAUCGCCGUGGCGCCGACCCUGUCGAUGAUGAAGAGGAGCGCGGGGGCUCGGUGGAGAACUACUACGGUGUGGGCAUCUCCGUCUCCUUCAACUCCAAGGAGUAUGACGAGCAGCAGAAGGUGCAGCAGCUCAGUGGUGGACAGAAGAGUCUGUGCGCAUUGUGCCUCAUCUUUGCCAUUCAGCAGACUGAUCCCAGUCCCAUGGUCGUCUUCGACGAGGUCGAUGCCAAUCUUGAUGCGCAGUACCGAACGGCCGUCGCCGGACUCUUAGAGUCCAUCUCGGAGGAGGCCGGGACGCAAUUCAUCUGCACGACCUUCAGACCCGAGAUUGUCCAUGUAGCCGACAAGUGCUAUGGUGUCACAUUCACCAACAAGACCAGCUCCAUCGACUGCGUGCCAACCGAGGCGGCGUUGAGCUUCGUCGAGGGCCAGAAGCGUUGA